Messenger RNA from Meloidogyne enterolobii, 771 nucleotides. NCBI's taxonomy places the organism in Eukaryota, Metazoa, Nematoda, Chromadorea, Rhabditida, Meloidogynidae. The record is from the annotation of a GenBank genome assembly.
AUGUUUGGUGAUCAGACUCGUCCUGGAGUCACAUCUAAUUCAUUUAAAGUACCAGAGACGCGAUAUCCGUGGCGUUUGCUGCCUGUAGAAUGUCAAACAAUAAUUAAUAUUGAGCCGGGCUGUAGAAGCGAAGCUAAAGGGAUUGAGUUUGAACGUCAACGUACAAUACUUCCUGCUCUUGUUUUGCCGACUGCGUUGCCAGUGUCGGAUAUUGAUGCCAAUGAAUUGAAACAACAGAGAGAAGAGGGAAUGAUGCAAAUGCCGAAGAUUAUCCCAUUAGAGUUGGUUACUGAAGGCCCUCAAAAAUUAACUAUUGAAGAGAAUAACGAAGAAGAAGAAAGUGAAAUUAAACUUGAAACAUUAAAAAUAGAUUUAUCGCCUAAAAAGAAAUUGGGAAUGGAGGAACGUGAAGAAAUGUUGGUUGAUGAGACUGAAUCAAAAUUAGAAGACUAUGAAGUUUACGAAAAUGAAGCUCUCCGAAGUCCUUCACCCGAACGUCCGCCAGUAUGUCAAAUUCCCAGCAGUGAUGAAGAUUCAAGGGAUGAUAUUAAAGAAAUUAAGGAUUCAAUAAAAGAAAAUGAUCAGUUAGAUUCCCAAGAUAAUGAUGGAGGAAUUGCCAGUCCUGAACCUGAACAGCUUAAUGAGUCGUUUACAGAUUCGGUACGAGAUUAUGUAAUGAAAAGAAUAGAAAAAUAUAGAAAAAAUAAUUUUAUUUGUAUUUGUCUUUCUUUUGUUUUUGAUUAUUUUUUAUUGUUGUAUAAAGCGCUUUGA